GCGGCGGGAGGGAGGGAGGGAGGAGCGAUGGCGGCGCCGGGGGAAGCGCUGAGGGCGGCGGUGGCCGCGGUGCUGCUGCUGGGCUGGGGCGCGCACGGGCUCUACUUUCACAUCGGGGAGACGGAGAAGCGCUGCUUCAUCGAGGAGAUCCCCGACGAGACCAUGGUCAUCGGCAAUUACCGGACACAGCUGUGGGACAAACAGUCCGAGGCGUUCCUGCCCUCCACGCCCGGGCUGGGCAUGCACGUAGAGGUCAAGGACCCCGACGGGAAGGUGGUGCUGUCGCGGCAGUACGGCUCCGAGGGGCGCUUCACGUUCACGUCGCACACGCCGGGCGAGCACCAGAUCUGCCUCCACUCCAACUCCACCCGCAUGGCGCUGUUCGCGGGGGGCAAGCUGCGGGUGCACCUGGACAUCCAGGUGGGCGAGCACACCAACAACUACCCCGAGAUCGCGGCCAAGGACAAGCUGACCGAGCUGCAGCUCCGCGCGCGCCAGCUGCUCGACCAGGUGGAGCAGAUCCAGAAGGAGCAGAACUACCAGAGGUACCGAGAGGAGCGGUUCCGCAUGACCUCCGAGAGCACCAACCAGCGCGUGCUCUGGUGGUCCAUCGCCCAGACCGUCAUCCUCAUCCUCACCGGCCUCUGGCAGAUGCGGCACCUCAAGAGCUUCUUCGAGGCCAAGAAACUCGUCUAGCCCCCCAAAACCUCCUGGGGCAGCACCCCCAAAUCUGUUCCUACUCAGGGGGUACCCCAAAAUCCACCCCAAUUCCCAAAAAAUACCCCAAAAUCCAUUCCAAGCUGGGGGUGCCUCAAAAUCCACCCCAACCCCAAAAAAUACCUCAAAACUCAUCACGACUCCACAAAAACACCCCAAAACUCAUCCUCAAUCUGGGUGGUACCCCAAAAUCCACCUCAGUCCCAAAAAUUACCCCAAAACUCAUCCCAACCCCAAAAAACACAUCUAAAUCUACUCCAAUCCCAAAGAACACCCCCAAAAUCUACCCCAAUCCUGGGGUGCCAUGGAUUUGGACACUCCAAAUCCAUUCUGCCCUACUUUGGGGUGCUGGGGAGGGUCCCCCACUCCCUUCUGUGACCCCCAAAUCCAUCCCCCAAAUUUGGGGUGCUGGGGAGGGUCCCCCACUCCCCGCAGAUUUUGGGGUGCCCCCCCUGCCAUGGAGGGGAACAGCAAAGGGCCAUCCCCUGAGGGGGUUUUUUGGGGGGAAAAUAAAGAUUUUUUUGUUCCACCAA
This is a messenger RNA of Taeniopygia guttata (zebra finch), 1250 nucleotides long. It is a transcript of the gene TMED4, whose product is annotated as transmembrane p24 trafficking protein 4. The record is from RefSeq and is a predicted model, not a curated record. NCBI's taxonomy places the organism in Eukaryota, Metazoa, Chordata, Aves, Passeriformes, Estrildidae.